UCCACCUGCCUCGGCCUCCCAAAGUGCUAGGAUUACAGGCGUGAGCCACUGCGCCCAGCCCCCAAGUCUUUUAACUCAGAAUCUACCACUUAGCAUGAUCACUGGGCAAUUUGUACGCACUUUCAAGUUCAAGAAGCCUUGCGCUAGGAGUCCCAUUUCAGGUACCUCUUGUUGAAUUUCAUAGAACUAGAGUCAUCAGGCUAAGUCACAUGAGAGCUAGUUAUGAGUCUUCUGAUCUUUGAAUUGAUGUCAAAAUUUUUAUAAAAAUACCUUUUCAUUAGGUGGUAACCAAGAUCUCAGAAGAAAGCUUACUGACGUGUUAGUUUUCAGUUAUCUGUUGCUGCAUAACAAACCACUCUAAAACUUAGUGGUCUAAAAUGACAACUGUUUACCUCUCUGAUUCUGUGAGACGACUGGCACAUUUGGGCAGUUCCUCUGCUGUAUGUAAAGGGGCUACAUUUGCAGCCAUUUGUGAGCUCAGCUGGGCUGGAAUGGCCAAGAUGGCACAUUCCCAUGCCUGGCAGCUCCAUGGGGGGACAACUGGAAGGAUGGGCUCAGCUGGGGUAGCUGGGCCUCUUUCUCGCUCCCUCUCUCUCUCCAUGUAGAUUCAGAGCAUCUCCUUCUCCAUGUGGCCUUUCCACAUGCUCUGUCCAGUAGGGUAGCUAGACUUCUUGCAUGAUGGCUUGGGUUUCCAAAAAGAGCAUGGAGGUGGAAGCUGCUAAGCCUUCCUGAGUCUUAGGCCCAGAACUGGCACAGUGUCAUUUCCAUUGCAUUCUGUGGUUUAAGGCAAGUCACGUGGCCAUCCCAGAUUCACUGCUGCAUGGUAGAGGGGAGAGGUGCUACACAAAGGCAUGAAUUCCAGGAGGCAUGGUUCCUUGGGGCCAUAUUCAGAACCACUACAGUUAUGUCAAUCUCCAGUCAUUCAAUUUUUGGUGUCCCAAGUCCAGUUCUAGUUCUGCUACAUCAUAAUUUUGUUUUUCUCACUGCUUUUCUCAUUACAUGUGUUUCUUCCUUCUCUUGAGUAGGAAAUCUCCUUAAGUACAGCAAGCCAUCUUCUUCCUGGGAAGAGUCCAGGAAAUAUUUUCCUAUAUUGUGGUCCUUUCUUCCCCCAGUGAACUGUAGUGUCAUGUAGGAAGUCCAGCUACCAUGCUGAAGAGACCUUGUGCCCUGGGCCACACUAAGGACUCCAUUGCAAAUUCUGGAGCCAGGCUGCCUGGGUUGAACUCACAACUCUGCCACGUAAACUCCCAGUCCUCUAUCUUCUCAUCCGUAAAAAUGAGUAUUGUUAUUUUCCCAUCUUUCCUUUUGGUCCUUGAGCACGGAGGGGGGAACAAGGUCAUGAAAACAAGGUCUUAGUGAGGUGCCGCCAUUUCAUCCGUCCUCGGUCUGCGCCUUUCGCAGAGCUUCCAGCAGCGCUAUGUUGGGCCAGAGUGUCCGGAGGUUCACAACCUCUGUGGUCUGUAGGAGCCACUCUGAGGAGGGCCCUGGGAAGAAUUUGCCAUUUUCAGUGGAAAACAAGUGGACGUUACUAGCUAAGAUGUGUUUGUACUUUGGAUCUGUAUUUGCUACACCCUUCCUUCUAGUAAGACACCAACUGCUUAAAACAUAAGGAUGUUUCAGUUCAUCCAUUUAACAGAUAUGAAGAGCAUUUUAAGAGAUGCAGCCUCUGGAAAUGGAUCAAACUCUAACUCUGUGGCAUACUAGAUAUGUUUGUCAAUAAACUUAUGACGUGAAUGCUUAAUGCCUCUUUUUUGAAAUAGGGAAUGUAAUAAUUGGCCAUUUGCCUACUUUAUUAUUUGGGUAACAUUCCAGUAUGACUCUGUGAGUUAGCUUAUUUAAUGGUGUUAAACUGAGGUUAUAUUAAAUUUUUGAUUCCCAGGUCAGGAUUUUAUUGGUAAUUUAUAUAAUAAAAGGGAAAUACAAAUCGA
Messenger RNA from Macaca mulatta (Rhesus monkey), 1928 nucleotides. Lineage: Eukaryota; Metazoa; Chordata; Mammalia; Primates; Cercopithecidae. The record is from RefSeq and is a predicted model, not a curated record.